Messenger RNA from Aspergillus ibericus CBS 121593, 2344 nucleotides. Its product is annotated as pepsin-like aspartic protease. Gene Ontology annotation, biological process: proteolysis. The record is from RefSeq and is a predicted model, not a curated record. Gene Ontology annotation, molecular function: aspartic-type endopeptidase activity. Bases 20 to 2344 code for a protein of 774 amino acids. The transcript is spliced from 5 exons. NCBI's taxonomy places the organism in Eukaryota, Fungi, Ascomycota, Eurotiomycetes, Eurotiales, Aspergillaceae. Gene Ontology annotation, cellular component: fungal-type vacuole.
GCAAUAAGUAUAUUUCACGAUGCAGCUUCUCCAUCUGUCUUCUAUCCUCCCGCUCCUUGCUCUCACUUCGGCGCUCACCAUCCCCCUCAACCGCCGUAGUGCUGGACCCAGUCAUCCCAACAGCUUUACCCACUCUGCCCCCCUGCUCUCCACCCAAUAUGGCACCGUCUUUGACAUUGACGUGACCAUUGCGACCAAUCAAACCUUUCGACUCCUCGUCGACACCGGCAGCAGUGAUACCUAUGUCAUGCGAGACCACUUCGCCUGCAUCAACGCCACAUCCAACCUGGUGAUCCCCCAGGCCGACUGCCUCUACGCCUCAUCCACCUACACCAUCUCCCCGACCUAUCAACAAAUCCCCAACGAGACCUUCGGCGUGAAAUAUGGCAACGGCCUCGCCAGCGGGGUCAUGGCCUACGAAAACAUCACCAUCGGUGGCGUCGACGUCCGCGCCAUCCUUGGCAUCGCCGAUGUUUCCAACCCCAUGGGCGACGGCUACAACAGCGGCGUGUUUGGACUGGGAUAUCCGUCCCUGACAUCCGCUCACCCCGGCAACUUCACUGCGAACACAUCCUACUGGACUAACCGGGCCGUUUACAACCCAGUGUUCAACACGAUGUACGCGCAGGGAUUAGUCGAGCCGUGGUUCAGCAUCGCGCUGGCACACACGCCCCCACAGGCUAGCGGGCCGGAAUUUGGAGGCUACCUGGGCCUGGGUGAGCUGCCGCCUGUGCCGCAUAGCGAAGAGUUCAGUGUUGCCCCUGUGGAAAUCAUGGAUAACAUCCCGCUGUGGUUCACCUCGGGUAAGAGGGCGCGGUCGUACUGGGCCCUGACCGUGGCCGGUACCCGGUAUGGGUAUGAGAACGCGUGUCCCAUGCAGGCCAACGAUACGGCAUUCCAGGCCUUCUUGGAUACAGGGAAUGAGUUUUCGUAUCUUCCUGCAGCGGUUGUAAACCCGGUGAAUGCGCUUUUCUCCCCGCCGGCUGUUUAUAAUAAGGACUUGGGUGUGUCACUGGUGGAUUGUGAUGCGCAGGCUCCUGCCUUUGGGGUCGUCAUUGGAAAUCAGACGUUCUAUCACCGCGGGAAGGAUCUGAUUUAUAACACUGGGGAGGGAUACUGCGCUUCCAUCUUGGUGGCCUCGGAGACGGUGGCGCUGGAUGGCAUGGUGUUGAAUAUCCUGGGGAUGUCGUUCAUGAAGAAUGUCGUGAGCGUGUUUGAUUUCGGGGCCAAUGAGAUGAGAUCGAAUAACGACCUAAGUGGAGAACACGAGAUGAAGUUCUACCCCACUCCAGAGGAGCAGAACGGGGGGGUCACGCACAUCGACGAUCAGCCAUGCGACCUCAAUUCCACCAAGCUAGCAGUGUCCGGGUCCGACUGGGGCGAGAUGCACCUAAAGGCUCUCCGGGUCGUUCUGCUAGACGGCUUGCCCAUGCCGCGCCUAUUCCCGUCGGAAUUCAUACCCGCAGAAACCCACGGUGCUCUGGAUCUCCUGAAACCCGAUGAGGAUUGCCUAAAAGAAUUCUCCGUCUGGGAAAGCCAGUUCAGAAAAAAUCCCUUUUGUGUCUUGUUUGGCCUUAUCGCAGAAGUAAUGGCUACUCGUCCUGCCAAUGUUCCAGGCACCCCGGGUUAUACACGGAACCCCAGUCCGGGGAGCGGUCUGUCGUCUUCCAGCAAUGAAGGCAAGCAGGAGGAGCCAUCAAGACAGAUGUUUACCCCCUUGCUGCGAAACCUCACGGGCUCCGGCUAUCCAUCGAUCCAGUACCAGGGACAGGCCUAUAGCCUGCAAAUGAACACGGAAAGUCGAGCGGUGUCUAUUUCGCUGGGCACUGAGACCAAAUGUUUAGCGUAUAAUGACGGCGGCAUUUAUCUAACUCGCCAAGGACACUAUACUGGCUCAGACCGAUAUGGGACUAUCCCACUGAUGUCACUGGAGGUACAUUUAUGGUUGCCAAACGUCGUCACGCCGGAAGUAUUCGCCGGUCAGCAGGGGAAGCAGAAAGGUAUUCGGCAGACAUCUUGGCUCAGGAAGUGGCCCCAAUUAUUGGGUCAGGCUAUGGAACAUGCUGCGCAGCUCGACGGCUGGAGAGACCAGGAAGCGUUUGUUCUUACCAUUCAUGGCACCCAUCUUAAGUUGGCAGCAGCGCAUUUCACUGCAGAAUGCCUUCGGCAUGCCAAUAGCCCGGUUAUGCCGGGGAGCGAGACACUGUGGGUGAGGCGUUCUGAGCCAUACGACUUGAAGUCUCAACGGGGCAGAGCUGGCGCUUUACAGUUGUGCAUUGGUGUUUAUGAACACCUUCGGAGUGGAAGGGCCGAGAUAGGUCUAUUGCAGAAGAUUUUCGAAUAA